Synchiropus splendidus (mandarinfish) is the source of this 1230-nucleotide messenger RNA. It is a transcript of the gene med6, whose product is annotated as mediator complex subunit 6. Gene Ontology annotation, cellular component: mediator complex; core mediator complex. Lineage: Eukaryota; Metazoa; Chordata; Actinopteri; Syngnathiformes; Callionymidae. Gene Ontology annotation, biological process: regulation of transcription by RNA polymerase II. The record is from RefSeq and is a predicted model, not a curated record. The transcript is spliced from 9 exons. Bases 144 to 1124 code for a protein of 326 amino acids. Gene Ontology annotation, molecular function: transcription coactivator activity.
AAGAGCUGCCUGCGCGAGCCUGAGACUGUGUGUGUGUGUGUGUGUGUGUCGCGGUGCUGGUUGGCGUGCGGGCUGGCCAGCGGCUCGGGGUGCCUCAGCGGGACAGGACAGGCUUCAUCUCCGACUCGGAUUCCUGCUUCACGAUGAGCACGGCCGCAGAGCAGCAGGGGGCCCAGUGUCCAGCUGAAUGUGGGGCCGGAGGGAGGAGGCCCAGCUCCUCCACUGCUCUCCACAGGAAGAGAUGCUCGCUCCAGCAGGACGAGGAACUGCAGCUCAUUGGGGUUUUGAUGACCAGCCAGGCCUCGAUGGGGCCGAAGCUGAAGUGGAGCGUGGGAGCGCUGGAGGCCGUCAUGAGCUCACUGUCCAGCUCGGCUGUGGCCCGGCCAGAGCUGGGGUCGGCAGAUAACCUGCUGGGCAUCUCGUGGGUGGACAGCGGCUGGGUUCCGAUCCUCAACCCUGGCAACGUUCUGGACUACUUCUCCGAGAGGAGCAACCCUUUCUACGACCGCACAUGUAACAACGAGGUGGUGAAGAUGCAGCGUCUGUCUCUGGAGCAUCUCAAUCAGAUGGUGGGAGUGGAGUACAUCCUGCUGCACGCUCAGGAGCCCAUCCUCUACAUCAUCCGCAAGCAGCAGCGGCAGUCGCCCACACAAGUGGUCCCUCUGGCCGACUAUUACAUCAUCAUCGGGGUGGUGUACCAGGCGCCGGACCUGGGCUCGGUCAUCAGCUCCCGGGCGCUGUCUGCGGUUCACGGCAUCCAGUCGGCGUUUGACGAGGCCAUGUCGUACUGCCGCUACCACCCGUCCAAGGGCUACUGGUGGCACUUCAAGGACCAGGAGGAGAGAGAAAAAGUGAAGCCAAAGACGAAAAAGAAGGAGGAGCCCAGUUCUGUGUUUCAGCGCCACCGUGUGGACACGCUGCUUCUGGACCUGAGGUCGAAGUUCCCACCGACCUUCUACCAGCCCAAACCCGGAGAGAAGCCCAUCCCAGUGGAGGUGAAGAAGGAGCCGGAGCCGCCGACCGAGACCGUCAAGCCGGAGGAGAGGGAGCCGGCCGCCAGCAAGACCCCGGGCCAGACGCCCGCCAGCAAGCCGCCCCCAGAGAAGCGGGCGAGGCUGCAGUGAGGUCAGCCCGUGACCGCCGGCUGACGUGGUGACAUCACCUGACUGUGGAGCUCCGUCGCGAUUUGUUUGGUUGAACUCUUUUGUAGUAAAAUGCUGCUCAAAUGUC